Messenger RNA from Trifolium pratense (red clover), 2290 nucleotides. Its product is annotated as CBL-interacting serine/threonine-protein kinase 6. Lineage: Eukaryota; Viridiplantae; Streptophyta; Magnoliopsida; Fabales; Fabaceae. Gene Ontology annotation, molecular function: protein kinase activity; ATP binding. Gene Ontology annotation, biological process: signal transduction; protein phosphorylation. The transcript has a single exon. Bases 679 to 2004 code for a protein of 441 amino acids. The record is from RefSeq and is a predicted model, not a curated record.
AAACCAAAAGAAAAAGACCAGUCAGUCACCACCACCAAUGUGUCUCAUUCAGUUUAUGGUUUCACCGUUUGUUUACAAUGGAAUAUUACAUCAAACGGUUGGAUCGGCAAGAAGCAAAAAGACAAAAUCCAUGAUUAAGACCAUUAGUGGUCCAUACACGUGUCCAUCAUUACCUAACUUAUCUUAAGAACCGUCAGAUCAAUCACUUAAAGUAACAAAACGAAACCAGUGGCUGGUAUUAUAAAGCCAAACCUAAGGGCCAUUAUUCUACAAUUGUCCAAACCAAACAAACACAAUUCAAUCUUUUCUAAACAAUUAUUAAUUCAUUUUUCAUUCAUUUCUCAUCUUCUUCACCUUCCUUCUUGUUCCCUGCAUCUCCCUGCAGCGAAGGAAUGCAGAGAGAUGAGAGGCCAUUGUUAUUGGUUCUCUCCAUCUGAAAUUAGCCGUCUUACAAAAUGUAUCAUCGGCGGCAGACAUUGUCACCGAAAACACGUUGAAGACGGCUGAUCUCUAAUAAUCUCUUCUUAUUAUUAAUUUCCUCUCUAUUUCCCAAAAUAUCCCUCUUCUUGUUCUAGUUUUUUUUUUUGGUUUUCACAGCUGUAUCUUGUCCACUGGACCGCCUAAUUUGUUCCGGGAGUCAGUUCUGAUAGUUUAGUUGGUAAAUAUAUUAGCCAAGCUAUGACUGAGAAGGAAGAAAACCCUAAUUCUCACUCGGCUCUGCUCCAUGGAAAAUACGAGCUAGGUCGAGUUCUCGGUCAUGGAACAUUCGCGAAGGUGUAUCAUGCAAAGAAUCUCAAGGAUGGUAAAAACGUAGCCAUGAAAGUCGUUGGAAAAGAAAAAGUUAUCAAAGUUGGAAUGAUGGAACAGAUCAAAAGAGAAAUCUCCGUCAUGAAAAUGGUGAAACAUCCAAAUAUUGUUCAAAUUCAUGAAGUUAUGGCUUCAAAAUCAAAGAUCUACAUCGCCAUGGAACUCGUUCGUGGCGGUGAGCUUUUCAACAAGAUUGUUAAAGGUCGUCUUAAAGAAGAUGUUGCUAGAGUAUAUUUCCAGCAAUUGAUCUCAGCCGUUGAUUUUUGCCACAGUCGCGGUGUUUACCACCGUGAUUUGAAGCCGGAGAAUCUUCUUCUCGAUGAAGACGGUAAUCUUAAGGUCUCUGAUUUUGGUCUCAGCACUUUUGGUGAACAUAUGAGACAAGACGGAUUGUUGCAUACGACGUGUGGUACUCCGGCGUAUGUUUCGCCGGAGGUAAUUGCGAAGAAAGGCUACGACGGUGCUAAGGCGGAUAUUUGGUCUUGUGGUGUAAUUUUGUAUGUUCUUCUCGCCGGUUUUUUACCUUUUCAGGAUGAUAAUGUGGUUAAUAUGUAUAAGAAAAUUUACAGAGGUGAUUUCAAAUGUCCACCGUGGUUUUCUUCGGAAGCUAAGAGGCUUAUCACGAAGCUUCUAGAUCCUAAUCCGAAUACAAGAAUUACCAUAUCGAAGAUAAUGGAUUCUUCUUGGUUUAAGAAACCAGUACAGAAGAGCGUGGCUAGGAGGAAGAAGGAGAAAGAAGAGGAAGAAGAAGAAGAAAAGGGAUUUGGCUUUUUGGAGAAUGAGAAAUCGUCAACGACGCCGACGACAAUGAAUGCUUUUCAUAUAAUAGGGUUAUCCGAAGGGUUUGAUUUGUCACCUUUGUUUGAGGAGAAGAAGAGAGAAGAGAGGGAGGAGGUGAGGUUUGCCACGGCAGGGACACCGAGCAGAGUGAUAUCGAAAUUGGAGCAGGUGGCUAAGGCAGUGAAGUUUGAUGUGAAGAGUAGUGAUACAAAGGUUAGGCUUCAGGGGCAGGAGAGAGGGAGAAAGGGUAAAUUGGGUAUUGCCGCGGAUAUUUACGCGGUGACGCCGUCGUUUAUGGUGGUGGAGGUGAAGAAAGAUAGAGGUGAUACUUUGGAGUAUAAUGAAUUCUGGAGUAAAGAGCUUCGUCCUGCUCUUAAAGAUAUUUUCUGGACAUCUGCUGAUCCUCCAGCUGCUUGAAUUUUCUUCAUCAUCACAGAUUCUUAGUAAUUUAGUAUUACAAUGUUUGUGUUCUUGUGUCUCAAUCUUCCUUUGUAAUUGUUGUUUAGGGAGGAGCUUCAUGUGUUUUAGUAAAACAUGUGAGAUUAUGAGAUUUGUGUUGUUUUAAUUAAUUCUCAAUUUAGGUGAUUUAUGUCUGCUUUUGUAUUUCUAGUAUUGAUUACUGUAAAAUGGUUGGUGAUUGUCACUUAUCACUUGCCAUUGAACUGUAUUUUAGAAAAACAAGCUCAAGAAUCCUUGUUGAUGA